AUGAAUCCAUUUAAGAAACAGAAAAGAGAUAAUGAUAUUACAUCAGAUAUAGAUAGAUCAGUAUUAAAUUUUGAUUUAGAGAAGAUAUGCAGUGUUAAAUUGACAUCAAAUAAUAUUUAUUGUUGCUUAAAAUGUGGGAAAUUUUUCGAAGGGAGAUCAAAUUCAUCACCAGCUUAUAAUCACUUCAUUCAAACAUUUCAUAGUAAAUACCUUAAUUUGACUACUAAAAAGUUUUACACACUACCUGAAAAAAAUGAAAUUGAGACAACAAUUGGAUUACAAGACAUAAUUGAGAAUUUAGAACCUCGUUAUAAAAAGGAAGAUAUUGAAACACUACCAAGAAUUUCAUUCGAUUUAAAUGAUAAAAAAUACAUGGUAGGAUACGUUGGACUUCAUAAUGUUAAUAAUUCUGAUUAUUUAAAUGUAAUUAUCCAGAUGUUUGCUCAUGUCAAACCAAUUAGAGAUUAUUAUCUAUUAUACGAAUCUGAAACAAACAAUUUGGAAAAUAAAUUAGCAUUAUUAAUCAAGAAAAUAUGGUCACCUUUAUUAUUCAAGAGUCAAGUAUCACCAGUAGAGUUAGUCAAUAGUUUAAAGAAGGACUUUCAUCACUUACCAAAACAAUUUUUGGUUUGGCUACUUAAUAAAGGUCAUUUUCAAAAUACAUUUCAAGGAAGUAUUGAGAUUACAACUAUACCGAUCGACUCACAUGAGUUAAAUAAUAAAGUAGAGUUUAUUAGAGUAGAUAAUAAGAAGAAACUAGUCGAGCUGAAAUUUUGGUUACUAUCAUUAAAUGUACCAUUGAAUACAUUGCAUGAAAAUAAUAAAAGAGUUGAUUUACAAGAUUUGAUGAUUAAGUAUUCUGGUGAAGAAGUACAGGAAGAGAAAUGCAUUAAGAUAUAUAAGAUCACAAAACUACCGAAGUAUUUGAUAAUCUCAUUUGAGAAAAGUCAAAAUUCGGCUAUUGUGAAUUUUCCAGAAACUUUAAAAGUUAACUCAUCAAACUAUCAAUUAAUCUCAAGUAUAAAGAAGGCAGAUGGUUGGUCGAUCUCAUUAAAGACUAAAGAAGACACCUGGUUAGAUAUGAAAGAUACAAAAGUAGAAUCAACAAAGAAAGAUUUAUUACAUUUAAGUGAUAACUAUAUUCAAGUAUGGGAGUUAAUAUAA
This is a messenger RNA of Insectozyma verbasci, 1164 nucleotides long. NCBI's taxonomy places the organism in Eukaryota, Fungi, Ascomycota, Pichiomycetes, Serinales, Debaryomycetaceae. The record is from the annotation of a GenBank genome assembly.